UAUAAUGAAUCACUUACAGCAACAGAAAUAUAUGAGAAGAGGUAUAUAAAACUAUUAUUCAAUGAAGGUGAUAUUUAUAUCAGAUCGCCUUGGAAAAUAGGAAAAAUAUAUGUUCUUAAAAAUUUGGCUAUUCCUGAUGAUGUAAAUUUGCUUGUAUUAUUUACGCAACACUCUUAUUUGAAUACUAUUAUUAUAAGAUUUAAUCUUAAAUCAUAUUGUGAUAUUGAUGUAUCUAUAAUUACUCAAGCACAGAGACAAUCAAUAGAGAAAUUGUAUAAACUAAUUCAAGAAGCAAAACACAUUAUCAUUAUGGAUAAUGAUCUUACUAAUCUUAAUAUCAAAUGGAUUAAAACACUUCGCAAGAAUAAACCAUUUUCAAUUAUUCAUAACAUUUACAAGCUUCAGAAAGAUUGGGCCAAGCAAACUUCCUUAUUACCUUUUAAAAAUCGUAAAAUAUAUCACUUAUUUGUCAUCUUACAAGGAAUUGUUCAUGCUUUCAAGACUAAUUUUCCAGAACUAAGGAUCAAGGAAUAUCACGGUAAAUCUGAUCCAAUAGAAAAGCUCAAGAUUUUAGUAAUGUAG
This is a messenger RNA of Funneliformis geosporum, 582 nucleotides long. NCBI's taxonomy places the organism in Eukaryota, Fungi, Glomeromycota, Glomeromycetes, Glomerales, Glomeraceae. The record is from the annotation of a GenBank genome assembly.